Messenger RNA from Chara braunii, 1903 nucleotides. The record is from the annotation of a GenBank genome assembly. Lineage: Eukaryota; Viridiplantae; Streptophyta; Charophyceae; Charales; Characeae.
GGGCCAUUCGACGAGGACAUUGCCUGCCCAAGGGACCAUGUUGUGUGAACUUGGGUGACUCCUGGGCGGAUGCUGCCAGGCAAUUCUCGAGGGGCGAAAAGACUGCGCUGCAAGCUCUGCAACAAGGAGUACAAAGGGAACAGGCAGCGUGCAGCAGAGCACUUCAUCUUGGCGAGGGCGUCGGCCAGAUGUCCGGGUGCGAACCUCUCCAUUUGGAAGAGGCUGCACCGCAUCGGUGCGAAGCUUCCACCGGAUCUGCUGGAGAGGGUGCGGAUGGCGUUGGAGCACGAAAGGGACGACGACGAUGACGACAUUCCUGACGCGUCAGAUGCUGGAGAGGAGGGGGGAGGUGGGAUUCCUGAUCAGCUAGAGGAAGAAUGUGGUGCGGAGGGUGAGGAGGGAUUGGAUGAGGGGACGAGGGGAGUUAUGACUGGAGGAUCCGCCGGUCGAGGGAGGCCUGCGUCCUUGCAGGCUGUGAUGCACGGGGCCCGCGCACGCAGAACGGGGAGGCAGACGAGCAUCAAGAGGUAUGUGAAGAACCCAAGGCAGGAGGAGAUAGAUGACUCCUGCUGCGAGUUCUUCGUGGAGAACGCGAUCCCGUUCAACGCCGCGAAGAGCAAGAGCUUCAAUAAGUUCACGCGGGCGUGUUAUGGGCCACAACCUGCAGCGAGUCAUCCUCUUGUGCCUAAUGGGUACAACCCCCUCAGGUGUCGGCUCCUGGAUUGCCUGAACAAGAGGUUGGAGGAAGAGGAGCAAGUGAUCCGGGACGACUGGGAGGUGACAGGCUGCACGUUCAUAACCGAUGGGACCACGGACAUCUGUGGUCGAUCGCUUAUGAACUACAUCCUCGCAGGCCGUUCGAAGCCUGUUUUCAUCAAGUGCGAGGAUCGGCUGGAGGUAUGCGAGAAGGCGAUCAUACGCAUUGUCACCGGGCAGGAGCGGGAGGCGCAGGUCUGGCGAGGGGACAUCAGGGCCAAGGCCUUCUUCGUGGAGGAAACAAUUCUUGACAGGGUCUUCUGGACCGAUGUCAGGAAGCUGACUGUCGUCAUGAAGGAGCCCUAUAAUGUGUUGCGAGAGGUGGACAAAGAUGUCCACUGCUUGUCACGCAUCUACGAUAUGGCAUGUCGGCUGCCCGGCUUCAGUGACAUGGCGAAUGUCACCGAGGCCGUUGACGACCACGAGCCUGCUAUCGGGGGCGCCGGUUCUGCGGUGGGUGGCACCACUGUUUGCCACGACCGAGCCGGCCCAUCGACAUCGAGGUCCGUGCAGAGAUUGGGGCAUGCAGAGGAGGUCAACGAGGAGGAGGAGGACGAGGACGAGGACGCCGAGGAUGAGGACGAGGAGGAGGAGGGAGAGGAGGAGCACAUUCCAGGUGAGGAGUGGGUGGACGAGAGGUCGGACUCCGACAGGUCUUGGACGAGGAGAGAGGACGCCCCGGUGAUUCCAGGGACGCGAUGUAGAUUGCGAUCCCAAACUCAGCCUCAUGGAGAGGAGCGCCAGCCGGACGAGCAGCAGAGGUUGGAGCAGCAGCAGCAAGAGGAGGAGGAGGAGGAGGAGGAGGAGGAAUUUCGACUAAAUUCAAUUAAUUCACGACUGAAUUAAUCUCUUUAUUCGAAAUUAAUUAUCUUUUUUUCUGAAAUGUUGACAUUUUCCUUUGAAAAAUUCUUGCCAAAUAUUUUAAAAUUUUCCUCUUCCUAAUUCUUUUCAGAAUUUAUUUAUUUUUCCCCCCAUAAUUCGAAAAUAUUUUCUAUCGAAAUUUCACGUUUUCUUGUAAAUAAAUUUAAAUCUACAUCAUAAUUUGUUUUUUCAAAAUUAAUUAACUCUUUCUGUUCAGCGUUUAUUUUUGAAAAAACUUGGGGAUUAUAUUUAUUUUUGAAUUUAUUAAUAAAUAAAUAAGGGAUUC